Messenger RNA from Ilex paraguariensis (yerba mate), 2681 nucleotides. The record is from the annotation of a GenBank genome assembly. Lineage: Eukaryota; Viridiplantae; Streptophyta; Magnoliopsida; Aquifoliales; Aquifoliaceae.
CAAUCUCUCUCUCUGUCUCUCUGAAUCGCGCGCACACUCUAACACACUCGAUAUUUUUGUUUAUUGGGUGUGAAACAGUGAAGAACGAGCCGUUGUUGGAUCUGAAAAGAGUUCUGAAGAUAAAUCUUUGAACCACGACCGAACAACUUUACAUCCGCAACGAUUCCAGUCCUCAUGUCAUCUCAUUGCACAUGUAAAAGUGUUUGAAUUGCAAGGGAAAACAAGUUUAGUUAUUCACUUGAAAGUUCUACCGCUGCUAUUAAAUUAACAUGUGGGUCUGGUUUGGAUUGUGCAAUGGAUGGCUGUAAACCCAUGGACGAGGACUCGGAAACUACUACUACCAAAACACCUCCAGUUCAGGCUUCAGUAUCUCCUGAGAUCCAAUGUGGGUCAUCUCUGCUGGUUUCAGCUGCAACAUCAGCUUAUUAUGGUGCUGGGCAUGUCGUUUCUGGGGUGACUGAUAAAAGGAAAUGCAGACCUAGAGGUGUUCUGACUGUAGGAGGCAUUCAUUCUUCGGGGCCUGGUGGAGUUAAUUUAUGUGACAAGAGCUAUGGGGAUUAUGAUGAUGGAAAUAUUGUAGGAGUUGCUAACAAGUCUAGGGUUUCUUUGGUUCCGUUGCCAGUUGAAGCUUCAGUGUGCUGGCUCUUAUCUCCAUGUGAUGAAGAUAAUGAAGAUCAGAAAGGUGAUUUGGAAAACGGGAUGAAUAGAUAUAGACAACUGGUCAACUCUACACUUGAUUUGCCUAUUUCACCAUCCUACUGUCAUGAGUUGGAUUCGGACUUAUGUGACAGUACUAACUACAGUGGUAGCAGUGAUCUGGAUAAUAGUACAAGCAGUAAGAAAACUUGGAUUAGUUCGUCUUCUCCAGGAACACUCCCCGAAUUUCAAGGGUUUAUGGGGCCUUCAUUUGAUAAAGUUGCUAGGAGUUCUUCAUUAGUUUAUCCUCCAGCUACACCCAGGUGUAAGAAUGUUAUUUCACAAGAAGAGGGCAAAUUUGAGGGUAAUGUGGCCGGAGAAAAUUCUCCGUUCUCCAUGGACUCUUUAAAUAGCGAUAAUGUUAUUCAGACCCCAACAUCAGAUUCAAGCUUGGAUAGACUGGUCUGUGUGCCUUUGUCAAAUGCAGAUGGGUAUCCAGGAUGCCAUUUUGAAUAUGAACUAGAUUCAGCAGCAGACAUGCUUCUGAGGGAAAGUGUAUCUCCUAGGAGCCAAAUAUCAAUAUGGGAUCCACCUGGUUUAAGUUUCCAGCUCACUGACUUGACCUCAACUUCCAAUUCCAUUAACUUCAAUCAACUGCAGAGGUCUGUGGAUAAUCGUGCUUCUUGGAUGUCUAAUUCUACUUUAGAAACUGGGUUGCAAUCUCCAAUGAGGAUAUCAUGGAGGGAAGGAUUAGUAAGUCGGAUUUUUGAGAUGGAUGAGUUAGAUUGCUGUAGAUGCUUGUCAGAUGAAGAGAAUGACGCUGAUGGAUGCAAUAAUGACCGGUUAAAAUUGCUUCCAAGUUGUGAGUCCCAUGUUAAUUUAGGAAACAAUUCGUUCUCAAGUAAUGGACUCGGGUCUCCCGAAUUCCUGAAUCAGGAACCCAGCAUUUUCAGGAACAGUGAAACAAAGUCAACUCCUCAUAGACCCAGUUCUAGUGCAGAAUCCAUAUGCACUGAUGGAGGUUGUCUAGUUGCUUCCAGGGAAUCUGAUUGGACCCUUUGCUACAAAAACCAGUUGUUUCAAGUAUGAUUAUUGCCUUUAAAAGUGAGUUUCUCUAUCUUUAGUUGAAAGUGGUGAUCUUGGUUGUAUCGAGAACUGCCCUUGAGGUAGUUCUACAUUCUUUCAUCCUGUAGUUUGACGUUCAGCAUUUAAGACUUGUUUGUCUGUAGUGUUAUUCUUGUGGGAUGCUUCUGCAACUCUUGUUGAUCUAACUCCAAAAAAAUUAGAGACAAUUACAUUCAACUGUGUCGUAGUUUGAGCUUCCUAGUUGGUUUAGGUAACUGUCUACAUAUGAUUUAAUUUCCAAAAUAAGACUAACAUCGCCUCAGAGUACCUGGUUUUUUUUGGUCAUUUCAAUAUUUAGAAUGCAGUAUCAUGCUAGAGUGCCGAACGGUUAUAUGUCAAUGUAAUUAUUAUUACAUCUUGUCAAGGUGCAGGCUUGGAAUUGAUAUAUAUUUCUUGGAGUUUGCUGUUAAACUAGUAAUAAAGACAUAUGCAUAUAGACACCUUUGUUGCAAUCAUUGUUUUAAAACUCGGCCUGGCCCAGCGGGUUGACCCGGUGAAUCGGUCAUCAAACCGGACCGGGUAGUGUAUCGUUUCAGCACAAAACCCAUUGAACCGGCUGGUUCUUGCCCAAACCCACUAAACCGAAUGGUUAAUCACAAACUAGGCGGGUCAAUUUAAAGAUUAUAAAAGCUAGGCAUUUUUGUCCUAACCUAAUUAGCUGCUGCCUCUCUCUUAGCUUAGAGACUCUCUUUCUCACCGUCGAAUGAAUCAGUCCCCCCUCUCUCUUUCUCAGUCGAACUCAAUGAAUCAAGCUCUCUCCUCGUCGAACUCGAAUGGAGCAGCUCAACAAAUCAACUCUCUCUCUCGCAAUCGAAGUGUCGAACGAAGGCAAUAUCUUCUCCUUCACUUGACAGGUACUUCAUCACUCAUCUCUCUCUUUCUCUUUCUCAGUCUCUUUGCACUCAGAUGGUGGUGAUUGU